GACGCCCCGCCCCCGCGCGGCGCUGCGGAACCGGAGCUCCGGGCGGCGUCGGUAGCGGCGCGGGAGGUGGUGAGGCCAGGGCGGCAGGAGCUCGCGCCGCGACCGCAGCGAGAGCGGCGGGGACAGAGCAGACCACGGCGAAGGCGCACAGGCAGCCGGGCCGGGUCGGGCCACGGGGAGAGCGGCCGCUGGGAAGCGGGCGGGAGGCCGGGCGGGCAGCGGGGAGCUGCCGAGCCGCCGAUCGACAUGGUGCUGCUCAAGGAGUAUCGAGUCAUCCUGCCUGUGUCUGUAGAUGAGUAUCAAGUGGGGCAGCUGUAUUCUGUGGCUGAGGCCAGUAAAAAUGAAACUGGUGGUGGUGAAGGUGUGGAGGUCCUGGUGAACGAGCCCUACGAGAAGGAUGGUGAGAAGGGCCAGUACACACACAAGAUCUACCACUUACAGAGCAAAGUACCCACAUUUGUUCGAAUGCUGGCCCCCGAGGGAGCCCUGAAUAUACAUGAAAAAGCAUGGAAUGCCUACCCUUAUUGCAGAACUGUUAUUACAAAUGAGUAUAUGAAAGAAGACUUUCUGAUUAAAAUUGAAACCUGGCACAAACCAGAUCUUGGCACCCAAGACAACGUGCACAAACUGGAGCCUGAGACAUGGAAGCAUGUGGAAGCUGUAUAUAUAGACAUUGCAGAUCGAAGCCAAGUGCUUAGCAAGGACUACAAGGCAGAGGAAGACCCAGCAAAAUUUAAAUCUAUCAAAACAGGACGAGGACCUCUGGGCCCAAACUGGAAGCAAGAACUGGCAAAUCAGAAGGACUGCCCAUAUAUGUGUGCAUACAAACUGGUUACUGUCAAGUUCAAGUGGUGGGGCUUGCAGAACAAAGUGGAAAAUUUUAUCCAUAAGCAAGAGAAGCGUCUGUUUACAAACUUUCACAGGCAGCUAUUCUGUUGGCUCGAUAAAUGGGUUGACCUGACUAUGGAUGACAUUCGGAGGAUGGAAGAAGAGACAAAGAGACAGCUGGAUGAGAUGAGACAAAAGGACCCAGUGAAAGGAAUGACAGCAGAUGACUAAAGCCACCUCUCCCCUUUCUGCACUUUUUGCAAGACAGUGGUCAACAGGAAGGCCCAGCAGCUCCACCCUCCUGAGUGGCAGGCCAUCUUUGGACGCAGCCUUUCUGUGCCCGUUCUUCAGGCAACUUUCAAUCCCAUACUGUAGCUAAUUCUAGAUGCCCUUUAACAUUGUGAACAAAUAGACCGUCUGGUAUUACAAAGCCUGUGUGCGCAGGAGCCUGCUCCUCUAAGAUACAUGGUAUAGGUUGCUGUAUUUACAGCUCCUCCCUCUCUCUCCAUUGUAUUCUGACCCAUUUCUAUGUGUGCGCCUCCCUCCAAUACCUUUAUUUCCAAGUGACAUUUUUAGUCUUUCAACUUAGCUGCCUUCUGUGAUGCAGUGACUUAAGUUCAUUUGUUUUCAACCUUGGGGUAAACUGAGGUAUUUUACUUCCUGGGCAGAUCUUUGGCAAUUCUGAGUAUUCACUUGGGGAGAGAGGGUGAGUUAGAAAUACAGAGAUGUUACACCCACCCCUCUCCUCAAAGUUCUGUACACUAAGAAUGUGGCUUCAUAACCUUGACCUCUGUACCUAGUAAGCUGUUGUUAGAGUGCUCUAAGCACCAAGGAGGUACCCAAGGCCCAGCUAAUCUAAGGAAAUUUAGCAAAUAAUAAAUAACUCCUACUCCAGUCAUUGCAUCUCUGGGUAAUAUUCUCAGAAACAACCCUGGCUUCUCAGCCCUUCUGUUGCUCACUCUGUCCAAAUCUGCAGAACCUGCAGGAAUUGUCCGGUAUAGCCCCUAGAAUUGAAUCUGCCCAUAGACACCACUCUGUCUGACCCCUGAGGAGCUCUGUAUGUCCAUGCUCCUCUUCCCUUUUGGGCUGGUGCUGCCACUCAGCAAUAAUCCUCUGUUCUCCUUGCUUUCUUAGAUCACUGUCCUCUUUGAGGCUAGUUAGGAUGCAAGAGUCCUGAUCUUUUCAUGCUGCACAAAAUGAGCAUGCAAAAAGCUUUUUUUUCCCCCUAGCAGAACAUGUAUUCUCCUGUCUCUAAUCACUGGAGUUUGUGGAUCAAGAACGCAGCUCAUCCUGCCCCCAUGCUGAGUUCUGUCCUGGACAAUCAAAAGCAAGCAGUGACUGUAGCCUAGAACUCUACCAUAGUAGGCUGGUGAAGAAGCCCAGGCUCCAAAAGAGAAGCUGCUGAGUGCUUCCUAGUUUCUCCAGCUUGGCAGAAACACUAUGCCUUCCUGGUGGGAGAAUGCUAUAGAGCUGUGGUGUCACCUCACAUUUCCCAAGCCUUGUGAAGUCAGUCAGCCAAGUGUUCUGUGAACCAAGCCCUGCUAGCCUGGGUAUCCCAGAUAGAGACAAGAUCUCUGUUAGGGAAGCAUGGGAACGAGAAGUGGGAUGGGACAGUUUAUCCUAUGUUUUUGUCAGUUUGUUUGCCUUACUCAUUUCUAAGUGCAAUAAGGGAGUGUCUCACAGGACUAUACCUGUGACACCCUGAUUGGAUGCUUCCCUAUGGUCCUCCUGGAGCAUGGGUGGACAGAUUUGGGCCCCUCAGCAUGGUUAUCGCUGACUUUCAAUUGCAAUCCCUUUGAGACCAGGAGAUGAUGUCCUGUUAGAGAAACCUUCCCUGUAUAAGUCUCCUCACCAUGGAGUCUUUUGUAAUGUACUCGGGCAUUUUGGCUGGUGAUUGGCAUCUCAACUUCCAGCAGCAUGUACUGGACUGGGAAAGGUGGAGAAGAGGCAUUCCUACUGGAGAAAAAUGUAAAUGUUCUCCUACAAGUUCUGUAUUACCUAUCAAUUAUAUUUGUGCUUAAAGAUUUUCCUUCUAAUCAUUCAUCAACUAGGCGAAGUCCAGGUGUGAUCUAUCAUGGGACAAACUGAUACCCUAAGCAGACAGUUUUAUGUGGCUUGAGGAUCAGAUGUUUGUCUUCCUUUGCCACCACUUUGAGCUCCACACAUAUCAAUCACCUUAGCUGCAGUUGGGGCUCACUCUUUAUCUGCCUUUGCUCUAGCUUCUUCUGCCUCGGUCUACUGCCCACAUUUGAAAGUAUCCAAAUGAUAUGAACUAGAAUUUCCUGAGAUCAGCCUGGAUCUAGGGUUCCUGACCAUAUCAACAAAUAAGGAGAGGUGUCCCUGGUCAGUCCCAUCCCCAUGAGUGGUGUUGCUGCUGGGCAAGUGUUGGCUUCUUUUAAAUACCCCUUUUCCUCGUCACUCACCCCCAAACUGACUAGCACUCAGAGGGCUUAUGAUCAAAGACUCAGCUCUGAUGAUAAUACCUGAGGGUGUCAUAACCCUUCAGACCAGCUGCUUCCAUUAGAUUUCCAGGGUCUUAGUCCCAACUGGAAGCAGCAGUGCCUCUGCAUGAGGCCUCCUGGGCUCUGGCCUUCUUGUGGAGAGAGGUUGGAAGGGACAGGGUCAGUAUUGUGGGCAUGUGUAUAUCUUCUCAAAUUCUCCUUCUACAGUCCCUCCUGGGACUCUCUGACUUAUUUCAGUUGGUUCUUAGUGCUACUUCUUUUACAAACUACACUUUGUAGAACUGAUUAGAUUACCUUGUUUAUUUAAUGUGAGUUUGUGCCUUUUUGUCUCAAUCUUCCAAUACAGGUAUAUUGGGAAAAAAAAGCAGUCUAAUAAAAUCCUAGACAGUUUUCUUGAGUCCA
Molecule: messenger RNA, 3692 nt
Organism: Nannospalax galili (Upper Galilee mountains blind mole rat)
Lineage: Eukaryota; Metazoa; Chordata; Mammalia; Rodentia; Spalacidae
Gene: Pitpna
Product: phosphatidylinositol transfer protein alpha
Exons: 12
Coding region: 247-1059 (270 amino acids)
Biological process (GO): phospholipid transport
Cellular component (GO): cytoplasm
Molecular function (GO): phosphatidylinositol transfer activity; phosphatidylinositol binding; phosphatidylcholine intramembrane carrier activity
Source: RefSeq, a predicted model, not a curated record